UGAAAAUAAACAUGCUUGCAGAAAAUUUUAUUUAAAAUGAUUGCUAUUUUUUAUAUACUAGAGUAUUAUACGGUUUUAGAUUUCAAGAAAAUUAAAAAGAAGAAUAUAUAGGAUUUGAUGAUAAUCAAAUUGAACAUGAUUACAUUGGUAUUGAUGGCAAUUUUCAUCAGAACAAUUCAAGGAACGUGUUUUGGUAUAAAUGAAGAAUGUAAUAUCACUGUUAAUUAUCAAAGACAUGGUAUAAUCAGCUGUUUUGCUGGAAGAGUUAUCAACAUUAGAAGGACACAAUGGCAUUACUCGUUUUCUUCGAAUAACUCCUACGUUAAAGACACGCAAGACGAGAGAAAUACUAAAAGACAUUGCAAUUUUGAAAAGCAGUGUAUCCUCGUUGCAGAUAAGAAAUACAGAGAUUUAUGCAAUCAGAAAAUGUGGGUUGACGAAUGGUCACGAAAAAAAUUAACGGUUGCCUAUACGUGUGUAUAUUUUAAAGGAUUUGAUUACUGGAGUUCAUGGAGUUCUUGGACUGGUUGCAGUAAUGAAAAGCAACAUCGGGGAAGAGUAUGUAAUGAUCCUCCUGGUAAAUCAUGCUCUCCCUCCAGUUGUGAUAGUAAGGGUUAUAGAGAUCAAAAUGUGACUAGAAAUUGUACCCGGUCAACGUUUGGACCUUCCACUAUCUACAUCUCUCCGACUACUGGUCAAACACACCAACCAACAACACCUACAAUGUUUUGUCCAGUGGAGAUAGUUGGGCGACCAGACUACAAGGGUCGAUACAAAUUUAACAGAUCAUCAGUUAACACAACGAUAAACAUAGCCUGCAAAUACGGUGGCUUGGAAAAUAGAUACAACAACGUGACAAGAAAAUGCAUUUUGAAUUCAAAGAAUCAAGCUGAAUGGCAAGAAUUGGAUUUGUCAGCAUGUGCUGCAAAGAAUAAAAUAUCUAAUGCACUGAUACAAGCCGAUAAAAUAAAUGUGACAGAAAAGAACGUUCUCGAAGUUUCAAAGUCAUUAGCCAACAUCACUGCGUAUAACAACCAAGCUGCAAUUCCAGAAGAUAUUGAUCGUAUUGUCAGUAUUAUGGAAAAAUGUCUAUCUGUUGAGUCUGAGGAUAGCCAGGUAAGCCCUAACAUAUUAGAGACAGUAGGACAUGUGAUGGACUUCAAAGAAGAAGUAACAAAGAAAUCGAAAUCGACAUCAAGAAUACUUCUUCAAUUGAACAGUAUUGCUCAAAAUGCAAUUACAAAUGAAAAAUAUAUGUCCUUUUCAAGUAAAAAUAUUGCAUUAGACAUGUACAACAAUAUCGAAGCCGACGAUGUAUAUGUAUCUUCCUUAGAGUUCGCAGACCAACAAAGCAUAAACAUAUCAAGAAAAGGAGCUGCCGAAAGGGAUAAGAAUGUUUAUAUUCCAAAGUCGGUCUUUAAAUCGAAUCCUGGUUCUGCCAUUAUAUAUUCUUAUAGUUUUGGUAACCCCAACUUAUUUGUGGCAAAUGAAAAAAACAAAAAAACCUAUACCAAACAAGAAAAAAAUCGCAAUGCAAAAAGACCGCUCGAGAAUAGUAUAUUCUCUGUUAGUAUUCACAACCACACAAUCAAAAACUUGAAAGAGCCUAUAGAGUUUUCUGUAAAGGUGUUAAGUAAUGUGUCGAGAGUAAAAUGCGUGUACUGGGAUGACAAUGAAGGGAUAUGGUCAACUUCAGGGUGCAGAAGUGAAGGCAUCUUUACAUCAAACGAUCGACGUUUUGUGAGGUGUAAGUGUGACCACUUAACCAACUUUGCAAUAUUGCUGGAUGUAGAUCAAUCAUCUUCAUCUCCAUUGGAUUUAAAGAUUGUUAGCUUUGUUGGUUGUCUUUUAUCUGUUGCUGCUUUGUCUUUUACAAUUAUUGUCCAUCUUGCCAUAAGAAAUCUCCGGAAGAAGUAUCCGCAGAAGAUACUGAUCAACUUGUGUUUCUCAUUGUUACUACUCCUUAUCACAUUCCUUAUCGGUGCAGAAAACACAUCAUCGAACAAGUUGUGCCAUGUUACUUCUGUUUUCAUUCAUUUCUUCACAUUGUCAUCUUUUGCAUGGAUGGCUGUGGAAUGUGUUGGCUUGUUUCGAAGUGUUAUAUACGCAUUAAAAAAUCAAGGGAAAGGAAAACGGUUUUUCUGGACUUCUUUUCUUCUAGCUUGGGGUAUCCCAGGUAUGAUAGCUGGAGUAGCUAGUGUUUAUUCGAAAGCACAGUUUAUAGAAAAGAAUGCCUUCUGUGUUGUGCGUGGGAAUGUUUUCUAUUAUGCAACUUUGUUACCAGUCUGUUGCAUCAUCAUAUUUAAUUUCGCAAUAUUUAUACCCAUCAUGAAAAGCAUCCAAAAUCAUAUCACCAUAAAGUCAAAGUUUCAAUCCAAAGAAUUUUUUGGUCGAAGAAUAAGAAUAACAUUUUCUUGUUCGUUGCUUCUCGGAUUGACGUGGGUGUUUGGACUUUUUGCUGUUGGAGAUUUAAGAUUACCAUUUCAGUGGAUUUUUGCUGUAUUGAAUUCGCUGCAGGGAUUAUUUAUCUUCAUAUUUCACACAGUUAAAAAUGUAGAGGUGCAGAGAUAUUGGAGAUUGGCCAUUAGUAUGUCAAAGUACAGAAACAGUACGACGUCCAAACAAAUAGUUUCGUCAACAAAUGUAUCGCGCACGUCAACUCAAAUGAAUCAUCACUUACAUUUAAAUCAAAUUUCGAGCAAUUCUAAUCGACAAUCCAAAUGAAGAUGUAAGCCAUAUGCUUAAAGCGGUUCAUCCAGCAUGGAAAAUAUGAUAAAGCUUGUAUAUAACUGAUAGUGAUGCACUAGCUAAAGCAUUUAGACUUAGGUUAACACUUUCUAAUAUAAAAGGAAAAAAGGCAUAGAAUUAGUUGAAUUUUCUAAAAAUGUAGUUAUGAAACUGUUAUAAAUUUAUGAUAUUCUGUAAGAUAUAAAACCGUUUGUAAAUAAACAAUUAAAGAUA
Molecule: messenger RNA, 2961 nt
Organism: Hydractinia symbiolongicarpus
Lineage: Eukaryota; Metazoa; Cnidaria; Hydrozoa; Anthoathecata; Hydractiniidae
Product: adhesion G-protein coupled receptor G6-like
Exons: 12
Coding region: 118-2724 (868 amino acids)
Biological process (GO): cell surface receptor signaling pathway; G protein-coupled receptor signaling pathway
Cellular component (GO): membrane
Molecular function (GO): G protein-coupled receptor activity
Source: RefSeq, a predicted model, not a curated record